CUGCCUCUCUAGAGCACAAAGGCUUUCUCUGGGGACAUUUUGCUCCUCCAGAAUGAGAGCUCAGCCCCUGUUCCCCAAAGGAGCUGAGGAGAUUUUGACUGCAGUCCUUCUUGGACUUGUCCUGACUCCAGCCCUUGCUGAUUACCAUCAACAGACAGAUAUAAGCAAGAAAAUCUCCAUUGGUGGAGGCUACCAAAUUAUGACCAUCAAUAGGAAAUGGCUUGUGGCAAGUAUUGAGCAAAAGACCAACCAUGGGUCCUGGAAAACCAUCUGGAACUACGACACGGGCUUUAUGGCAACCAAAGUGCUGCCAGAGAAAGCUUGCUACAUUUCCAUAAUGAACAGAACAGAGAUGCCCAGUUUUGAUGCACUUCCCCAGCUGGCUGCACACAUCAGGAAUCAUCAGAGAUCCCCUAUGAAGGAAAUCACAUUCACCCUUGUCAAGACAAUUGUUCGUGACCUUGAAUCAUAUGGACCAGACACCUUCUCUAUGUGCAUCGGACUCACAACUUACGUGGCCUAUGAAGUUCACGGACCACAAUUCAAUCUCGGGUCAUGCAUCAAACUUGAAGUCCUCCAAUACCUGGCCCUCACAUACUGCCAUAACAAUAACUAUGUGUGAAAAUCAUACCUUUCUUGAACCUUGUGUGGAUGCUCCAGCUGCAGCUUUGCAGCUGCUGUCCAAAGCCAGCCCUGAUGGAGUUAUUCCCUGGCAUCUCCUCUUUCAAGAGGUUCCUUCAUGAGGAUUGAGUACUGAAACCGAUCAAUUGGUGAGCAGAGCUAUCAAUUAAAUUCCUUUAUCAUGGAUU
Corvus hawaiiensis (hawaiian crow) is the source of this 809-nucleotide messenger RNA. Its product is annotated as gastrokine-1-like. The record is from RefSeq and is a predicted model, not a curated record. Gene Ontology annotation, biological process: regulation of cell population proliferation. The transcript is spliced from 6 exons. Bases 53 to 622 code for a protein of 189 amino acids. Lineage: Eukaryota; Metazoa; Chordata; Aves; Passeriformes; Corvidae.